AUGGCUUUCGCCAAUGUCUACGGUGCUGUGUCGAUCUGCCGUGUAAUGCUGCCUGCACCCACCUCCGUUCGGACUUACGGAGAUCUGGGCGAGUGGGCCAUGAGAAAACCUGGCCGCUACAUCACGGUCGUCGUUCAGGUAACAGGCUGCUUGAUCGUACCGUGCGCGUUUUUGGUGCUCGGUGGGACCCUGUUGGAUGGUAUCUUCCCAGACGCUUUCACUACGACGACGUGGUCAGCUCUCAUGGCUCUCACAAUCACGUCGGUGUGUCUCGUGCCUACACUUAAGGAAGGAGCUGCAUUGCGUUUGUAG
Molecule: messenger RNA, 312 nt
Organism: Phytophthora infestans T30-4
Lineage: Eukaryota; Oomycota; Peronosporomycetes; Peronosporales; Peronosporaceae
Product: amino acid/auxin permease-like protein
Exons: 1
Coding region: 1-312 (103 amino acids)
Biological process (GO): amino acid transmembrane transport
Cellular component (GO): vacuolar membrane
Molecular function (GO): amino acid transmembrane transporter activity
Source: RefSeq, a predicted model, not a curated record